Molecule: messenger RNA, 1535 nt
Organism: Lentinula edodes (shiitake mushroom)
Lineage: Eukaryota; Fungi; Basidiomycota; Agaricomycetes; Agaricales; Omphalotaceae
Product: rab GTPase activator
Exons: 7
Coding region: 95-1441 (448 amino acids)
Biological process (GO): small GTPase-mediated signal transduction; vesicle-mediated transport; protein transport
Cellular component (GO): cytoplasm
Molecular function (GO): Rab GDP-dissociation inhibitor activity
Source: RefSeq, a predicted model, not a curated record
GAUAAAGAGUCUAAGCGACCAACUUUCUGCGCCUGCCCACGACCACGACCACGGUCAACCUUACGAAUUCGAGAGUUUUUGACCUAAUACCGCAAUGGAUGAAGAAUACGACGUCGUCGUUCUUGGUACCGGUCUGACUGAAUGCAUCCUCUCUGGGCUGCUUUCGAAAGAGGGAAAGAAGGUCCUGCAUAUGGACAGGAAUGACUACUACGGCGGUGACAGUGCUAGCUUGAAUUUGACUCAGCUGUACCGAAAAUUCCGCCCUGGUCAAGAGCCUCCUUCUGAACUCGGUCGUGACCGCGACUACGCCGUCGAUCUAAUUCCCAAAUUCAUCAUUGCUUCUGGAGAAAUGACCCAAAUUCUUGUUCACACCGAUGUCACCCGCUAUCUUGAGUUUAAGCAGAUUGCUGGAAGUUUUGUGUAUCGCGAUGGAAAGAUCUCCAAAGUUCCAAGCACAGAAAUGGAGGCUGUGAGGAGCCCUCUGAUGGGUUUGUUCGAAAAACGACGAGCGAAGAAAUUCUUUGAAUUCCUCCAGAAUUGGAAGGACGAAGAUCCUGCCACUCAUCAAGGCAUCGAUCUCGACAAGGACAGCAUGAAGACCGUAUACGAAAAAUUCGGUUUGGAGCCUGGUACUCAGGAUUUCGUUGGACAUGCCAUGGCUCUUUACCUAGAUGAUGACUAUAUAACUAAACCGGCCCGAGCGGCUUACAACCGCAUAGUGCUCUAUACCUCUUCCAUGGCACGUUACGGAAAAUCUCCCUACAUAUAUCCUCUUUAUGGUCUUGGAGAACUCCCCCAAUCGUUUGCUCGGCUGAGUGCCAUCUACGGUGGCACUUACAUGCUCGACAAGCCCAUCGAUGAAAUCGUAACCGAUGACCAGGGUAAAUUUGUUGGUGUCCGGAGCGGUGGAGAGACUGUCAAGGCCAAGCAGGUUAUUGGUGAUCCAAGUUACUUCGGGGCUGGCAAACAAACAGAUGGCAAGUUACGAGUUGUUGAAGAAAGCAAAGUCAUCCGUGCUAUUUGCGUGCUCAAACAUCCUAUUCCCGAGACCGACGAUUCUGACAGUUGCCAAAUCAUCAUUCCCCAGAAUCAGGUUGGACGCCGAAACGAUAUAUACAUUGCGAUGGUGUCAUCAACCCACAAUGUUUGCGCCAAAGGAAUUCACAUUGCAAUUGUAUCGACGAUUGUUGAGACUGACAAACCUGAACUUGAAAUCGCGCCUGGGCUCAAGCUUCUAGGAACUAUUCACGACAAAUUUGUUUCCAUCACUCCGGUCUACACUCCAACCACCACUGGACAAGAUGACAACAUUUUCAUAACCCAGUCCUACGAUGCCACAUCCCACUUUGAAACUGUGGUGGAGGAUGUACAAGAUGUUUGGAAGCGUGUUACUGGUUCUGAUUUGGUGUUGAAGAAGCAAGAGGUUGAAGUGCAACAGUAGCGACGUCGAAAUGCAGUUUAUCUUUCUCUUUCUCAUAUGUAGUUCGGAUUUACAAUAAUACAACAAAAACAGUACAAUUGAUCUCGUUCGAUAU